Messenger RNA from Symbiodinium sp. CCMP2592, 162 nucleotides. The record is from the annotation of a GenBank genome assembly. NCBI's taxonomy places the organism in Eukaryota, Dinophyceae, Suessiales, Symbiodiniaceae.
AUGGCAUCAACCGCCAAAGUGGACUCUUCACCCACUGGUGACUACGACCAGGCGAAGAGGCCCCUGGCGCCUGGAGCCGCAGGGCCCCGCCAGGCAGCACGAACGAUGCCAGCACCGAACGAGUCCUUGAACUCGAACCGGCUGGUUCACAUCGUGCAGUGA